Laetiporus sulphureus 93-53 is the source of this 1524-nucleotide messenger RNA. RefSeq lists its product as uncharacterized. The record is from RefSeq and is a predicted model, not a curated record. The transcript is spliced from 8 exons. Bases 1 to 1524 code for a protein of 507 amino acids. Lineage: Eukaryota; Fungi; Basidiomycota; Agaricomycetes; Polyporales; Laetiporaceae.
AUGAGCACGCAGCAUCCCGGCUUCUACUAUUACAUGGCUGCGCGUUGCACGGAGCGCAGACGUGAGCGCUUUCUAGCCGCUUUAGAUGCCGAAGCGAAGCAGCAUUUGACAAUGACCGCUCCUGGGUUCUCGAAUGAGAAGAAGGUGGAGCAUCAUGCGAUUAUCUUGGAGCUGUAUACGAGAGCCUAUGAGCUCUUCAAGGCAUACAGCCCCGCGACCAUCCAAGGCCAGGGACGGUUGACACCCUGGAUUACAUAUCGGAUCGCACACACAUACUGCGGGUCGGGCAAGUUCGACAUGGCUGCAUUCUUCGAGCGGAUUGCGAAAACGUAUAGACGGGAACAAUGGGAUUCUCUGUUGCAGCCAUUGCUGUCAACGUGGUAUUCUUGCGCGCGGAAGAUGGGUGACGUGGAACUGAGUGUGCGAUUGCUGAUUGAGAUGUUGGGACAUGAUAUCAGGACGCAAUCGGAUGACCCUGAUUCCACUCAAGAGGACAUGCUGGUCGUGCUGAAGAGCAGCGUGCCUUCUACAACGGAGGAGACCUUGGUCGUAGACUCUUCCGAUUCACAGCCAAUAUUGAACUCCUCGAUUAUCUUCUGGCAACCAGGUGCAAUAGUGGGCGAGGCAGCUGCAUUCCAGAUAUCGCUCAUGGCGAGAGAGAACGUGUCUUUGUUCGCAUUGCCGUUCUCAUCAGUGACGAUACAGUUUUCUGCGGAUAUCCCUCCCAUCGUCGUUGAACAGAUAUCUGGGGCCAAAGAGUCGCCGAUGAAGAUCAGUCCAAAGCCUCGCAAGACGCCCCACUGCAAAACGUGUCAGCGGCCGCGCGCUGGCCACCCGCGCUCAGGGUGUCCCUAUGCCGACACUCUCGCUCCUGCACUAGACUCUUCGACCUGUGGGAGGCUAGAAUCGACAGAGUCGCUCGAGACAGUACUCCCCACAGAUUCCUCUAUUGAUGAAAGUCGCGGACGACCACGGUCAGGGAAGCCUGAUUUCAUCUUCCAGGCAGAUGUCCUAGCUGCGAGCACCUCCAAACCCACAGCUAUAGUGGUAUCUGCCGCAGAGAAGUCUGUAGUGCCACACAGCGUCACAACGGACUCCAACAGUCCACCUGCGAGACCCUCCACUCCCAAGUCUGAUCGCCCACCUUACACCGCCAAAACGUGCUCUCUGGGUCGCACGCUCAGCCAAGACAAGCAACGCAUGUUUUUCGAACGGGCAAGGUUGACUUCAGAGGGAUCUGUGGUCAUCUUGAAGCACCCAACGGACGGUGUCUCCGAUCUUCUCGCCAGAGCGAAGACGGUUGGACUCGCUGCCGAGGUGAUUGGCUCACUGGGUGAAGAUAGUCGAUUGGUGGCAUUUGGGAGAGAUGAGGAACUAGUGAGCAAAGUCGGGCACAUUGGAAGUUCGGAGAAGGAGGCUGCUGUCGACAAAGUGAAGAAGGGGUGCUACCGAGCAUUGGUUCUUGGCGGGUUAGGUGCAGUGGUCGGUGCUGUGGCUACCUGGACGGCGCUUGCCUUCUCGUGA